AUGGAACGCCGACUCGCAUCUAGAAAUGUGAGCUUGGAGUGGGUUGAACGAAGUAAUCAAGAUGGGGACAGUAUCUCGGCACAUCUCAUUCAAAACACAUACGCCCGGCUGAAACUCCAGUAUGCAGAAAGGUUGCGCCAGAAUUGGAUUGAACAACUUGAAUCGCCCAAUCAAACCCUUGAGCAGCUGUCUCUGGCUGCGUGUCUGAUUGAAUUGUGGAGGAGCAUGUACGGCGCUCUACCAGCAACAGAACAAGAAGAAUCAUCAAAAAAUACACUGCCAUUCCCAGGGUUCGUGGACCUGGCUUGUGGGAAUGGUAUCCUCGUGUGUAUACUUCUCAUGGAAGGAUACAAGGGCUUAGGUUUUGACGCCUGCCGUCGAAAGUCCUGGGAGACAUUCCCAGCGGAGAUACAGGACUGCCUGGAAGAGAGAAUCUUCAUCCCGCAGCCUUUUAUGGAUGUAUUGGAGUUGCAAGAAAUUGGCGUUAAGAUACACACCGGCGAAUUCCCGGAUAAGACAUUCAUCAUAUCCGACCAUGCAGAUGAACUCACGGUAUGGACUCCAAUAAUGGCCGCUUUAUCAAGUCCCUCGUCGCCAUUGCCAUUCUUUGUGGUUCCGUGCUGUUCUCGUUCACUUGCUGGUUCGUCGUAUCGCUAUCCUCCGCCAAAGGAGGGUGGACCAGUACCAAAGAGUGAGAAUGGCGAUCCUGCCGCAAGGAAAGUGUAUGAUGCCAUAGAGCAGAAUUCACAGCCUGCUUCUGGUGACUUGAGGGCACUUCGUGCAAUCAAGAUCGAAGAGAAGACUAAGACCGGAUUCCUAGGUUCAAUGAUUGGAUCUCUCGCUGCAAAAACAAUGAGUGUUGCCGAGGAAAUUGGGUUCGAUGUUGAGAAGACAUGGUUGUGCACUCCGGGGGCCAUUAACAUGGCGUUGAUUGGAAGUCGACAGCAGGUCACAAGCGAGUGGCUAAAGAACUCCUAUUCUAAAGAUUCUCCAACACAAAGUGACCAAGCAGAUACAGUUUUGAAGAAUAUCAUACAAGUAGUUGAGCGUGAGUGCUUCAAAGAUGGUGGCAUCCAGGUAGCUGCUAAUCUUUGGGUUGAACGGACGAAGAUUCUUCACCAGGGACAGGGAACAGCGCACCAAGCUAAUUAA
Molecule: messenger RNA, 1152 nt
Organism: Penicillium digitatum Pd1
Lineage: Eukaryota; Fungi; Ascomycota; Eurotiomycetes; Eurotiales; Aspergillaceae
Gene: trm44
Product: tRNA (uracil) methyltransferase
Biological process (GO): tRNA methylation
Molecular function (GO): tRNA (uridine) methyltransferase activity
Source: RefSeq, a predicted model, not a curated record